CUGGAAUGAUAAAAAGUGAUAAUGAAGAGUAUUUCAUUGAACCCUUGGAAAGAGGUAAGCAGAUGGAGGAAGAAAAAGGAAGGAUUCAUGUUGUCUACAAGAGAUCAGCAGUAGGACGGGCUCCCAUAGACAUGUCCAAAGACUUCCACUACAGAGAGUCGGAUCUGGAAGGCCUUGACGAUCUAGGUACUGUUUACAGAAACAUUAACCAGCAGCUGAAUGAAACAGUGCGACGCCGCAGACAUGCAGGAGAAAACGAUUACAACAUCGAGGUACUCCUGGGAGUGGAUGACUCUGUGGUCCGAUUCCAUGGCAAAGAGCACGUUCAAAACUACCUCCUUACCCUGAUGAACAUUGUGAAUGAAAUUUACCAUGAUGAGUCCCUUGGAGUGCAUAUAAAUGUGGUUCUGGUGCGCAUGAUAAUGUUGGGUUAUGCCAAGUCCAUCAGCCUCAUCGAGAGGGGAAACCCAUCCAGGAGCUUGGAGAAUGUGUGUCGCUGGGCUUGCCAACAACAGAAAUCUGAUCUCAACCACUCUGAACACCAUGAUCAUGCAAUUUUCUUAACCAGGCAAGACUUUGGACCUGCUGGAAUGCAAGGAUAUGCUCCAGUCACAGGCAUGUGUCAUCCAGUGAGAAGUUGUACCCUGAAUCAUGAGGAUGGAUUUUCAUCUGCUUUUGUAGUAGCCCAUGAAACUGGCCAUGUGUUGGGAAUGGAACAUGAUGGGCAAGGCAACCGGUGUGGUGAUGAGACAGCCAUGGGGAGUGUCAUGGCUCCCUUGGUACAAGCGGCAUUUCAUCGUUAUCACUGGUCCCGAUGCAGUGGUCAAGAACUGAAAAGAUAUAUCCAUUCCUAUGACUGUCUCCUUGAUGACCCUUUUGAACACGAUUGGCCCAAACUUCCGGAACUUCCUGGAAUCAAUUAUUCUAUGGAUGAGCAAUGUCGUUUUGAUUUUGGUGUUGGUUAUAAAAUGUGCACUGCGUUUCGAACCUUUGACCCAUGUAAACAGCUGUGGUGUAGCCAUCCUGAUAAUCCCUACUUUUGUAAAACUAAGAAGGGCCCCCCACUAGAUGGGACUGAAUGUGCUGCUGGAAAAUGGUGCUAUAAGGGUCAUUGCAUGUGGAAGAAUGCCAAUCAACAGAAACAAGAUGGCAACUGGGGGUCAUGGACCAAAUUUGGCUCCUGUUCCCGGACAUGUGGAACUGGUGUUCGUUUCAGAACACGCCAGUGCAAUAAUCCCAUGCCCAUCAAUGGUGGUCAGGAUUGUCCUGGUGUUAAUUUUGAGUACCAGCUUUGUAAUACAGAAGAAUGCCAAAAACACUUUGAGGACUUCAGAGCACAACAGUGCCAGCAGCGAAACUCCCACUUUGAAUACCAGAAUACCAAGCACCACUGGUUGCCAUAUGAACAUCCGGACUCCAAGAAAAGAUGCCACCUUUACUGUCAAUCCAAAGAGACGGGAGAUGUUGCUUACAUGAAACAACUGGUGCAUGAUGGAACGCGCUGUUCUUACAAAGAUCCAUUUAGCAUAUGUGUGCGAGGAGAGUGUGUGAAAGUGGGCUGUGAUAAAGAAAUUGGUUCGAACAAGGUUGAGGAUAAGUGUGGUGUCUGUGGAGGAGAUAAUUCCCACUGUCGAACUGUGAAGGGGACAUUUACCAGGACUCCCAGGAAACUCGGGUACCUUAAGAUGUUUGAUAUACCCCCUGGGGCUAGACAUGUGUUAAUCCAAGAAGACGAGGCUUCUCCUCAUAUUCUUGCUAUUAAGAACCAAGCAACAGGACACUAUAUUUUAAAUGGCAAAGGGGAGGAAGCCAAGUCACGGACCUUCAUCGAUCUUGGUGUGGAGUGGGAUUAUAACAUUGAAGAUGACGUUGAAACUCUUCACACUGAUGGACCCUUACAUGAUCCUGUUAUUGUUUUGAUUAUACCUCAAGAGAAUGAUACCCGCUCUAGCCUGACAUAUAAGUACAUCAUCCAUGAAGACUCUGUACCUACAAUCAACAGCAACAAUGUCAUCCAGGAAGAAUUAGAUACUUUUGAGUGGGCUUUGAAGAGCUGGUCUCAGUGUUCCAAACCCUGUGGUGGAGGUUUCCAAUACACUAAAUAUGGGUGUCGUAGGAAAAGUGAUAAUAAGAUGGUCCAUCGCAGCUUCUGUGAGGCCAGCAAAAAGCCGAAACCUAUUAGACGAAUGUGCAAUAUUCAAGAGUGUACACAUCCACUCUGGGUGGCAGAAGAGUGGGAACACUGCACCAAAACCUGUGGGAGUUCUGGCUAUCAGCUUCGCACCGUACGCUGUCUUCAGCCGCUCCACGAUGGUACCAACCGCUCUGUGCACAGCAAGUACUGCUCUGGUGACCGUCCCGAGAGCCGCCAGCCCUGUAACAGAGUGCCCUGCCCAGCCCAGUGGAAAACAGGGCCCUGGAAUGAGUGCUCCGUAACCUGCGGUGAAGGAACAGAGGUGAGACAGGUCCUGUGCAGGGCGGGGGACCACUGCGAAGGCGAAAAGCCUGAGUCGGUCAGAGCCUGUCAGCUGCCUCCCUGUAAUGAUGAGCCAUGUUUGGGAGACAAAUCCAUAUUCUGUCAAAUGGAGGUGCUGGCCCGAUACUGCUCCAUACCUGGUUAUAACAAGUUAUGUUGUGAGUCAUGUAGCAAGCGCAGUAGCACUCUGCCACCACCAUACCUUCUAGAAGCUGCUGAAACUCAUGAGGAUGUUAUCUUUAACCCUAGUGACCUCCCUGGAUCUCUAGUGAUGCCUACAUCUUUGGUUCCUUAUCAUUCAGAGACCGAUGCUGAGAAGAAAUCUUUGGGUAGCAUCUCUGCUUUGGGAGGUCCAAACACAUACGCUGCUUUCAGGCCAAACAGUAAACCUGAUGGUGCUAACUUACUCCAGAGGAGGGCGCAGCAGGUAGGAAGUAAGAUGGUGAGACUGGUCUCAGUACCGUCAUCCACGCCCACCAAGAAUGGCCACCUCCAUUCAGCUUCACCUGUGUCUGCUGCUUCCUUCCUUGCAACCCAUGAUGCAACAGGUGCUUCUUCUCAGGCAAGAACCUCAAAGAAAGAUGAAAAGAGUAUUGACAAGAGACGUCCGAUAAGAUCAUCCAUCUUAGAAAGAUGAGAAACAUGAACCAAAAAAGACUGGAAAUCAGAGGGAAACCUGGACAACAUCCCUCUCCCCAUGGUGCAUAUGCUUGUUUAAAGUGAAAUUUCCAUAGAUCAUCAACCCAUUUUAGCUGUAAGUGGAAGGACAAAAAGUGCUGGUUCACUUUCUAGUUGCUUUCAUCCUUCUUUUGUUCCGCAUUGGCUAAUUUACCAGAAUUCAUUGGAAGAAAGCACCAAAGAUUAUUAACAGAAGAAAAAUACAUUGCUAAGUGUUGGUCACUCUCUGAAGCAGAAAAGGGACUGGAACCAAUUAUGCACAUCAGCUGAUUUUUUUGUUUGUUUUAAAAAAGUACAGUAAAAAUAAAAAAGAGAUACCAAUGGUUUACACUUUAACAUGAAAUUUUGAAAAAGGAGCAAAGAAUUUUUAGACUUGUAUUCUUAUUUAUCUAUAUUAGAAAUAUUAUAUGAGCAAAUUUGCAGCUGUUGUGUAAAUACUGUAUAUUGCAGAAAUCAGUAUUAUUUUAAGAGAUGUGUUCUCUAAUGAUUGUUUACUAUAUUACAUUUCUGGAUGUUCUAGGUGCCUGUCAUUGAGUAUUGCCUUAUUUGACAUUCUAUAGGUUGAUUUUCAAAGCAGAAUAUUACAAAGGAGAAGUUAGAAUACAGCUACUGAUGAUACAGAAGGUUUUAUUGUAUGGUUUUGUUGAAUCAACAAUGUGAAAUCUAAAUUACAGAAAAAGAAAAACUACAGACAUACAGAUCUUAGCUUACUUAUUGCCUUCUAUUCUUAUAAUUAAAAGGAACAUGACUGAUGUUUUAGUAUACUUAUGGUCACAGGGAACAGUAAAUGAGCCUGUGCAAGAUAAGAGUAAAAGUCUUAUCAAGACCUCAGUAGGUGCCAUUGAGGUGUCCUAUGUUUUUGUGUUUUUGUCUUUAUUUUCCUGUUGCUGAUAUAUACAAACAGCUAUGCUCAAUGUACUGUAAUAAUCACAAAGGAAAUUAUUUUGAGAUAACUUGUUUGUAUGUUGUUAGCUGAGCAAAGUAUUACCAAUCUAGAAUUGACAUUCAAAGAUAGUAAGGCUUCAGGGCUUUGGAAGCAAGUUCAAAAAAGUAUUUAUCAAGGUUGAGGUAUUUAUUUUCUGCAUGGUUCAUAUUCAAAUGUUCACAACCACAAUGCAUCUGACUGCAAUAAUGUGCUAGUAAUUUAUGUCAGUGAUCACCUUGCUCACAACCAAGCCAGAAAUGCUCUCUCCAGGGAGUAGAUGUAAAGUACUUGUAUAUAGAAUUCAGAACCGAAGAUAUUUAUUAAAAGUUGUUUUUUUUCAUUAUAGUAUUUUUAUGUACUAAAUACUUAACACUAAUAGCAAUGACAUAUUUUGGUAAACUAGAGAGACAGACAUGAUUAGAGAUGCAUGCUUUGUUCUGUGCAUAGAGGAAAAAUUUAUUCAAACUACCACAGCCAACUUGGAAAGCUAAAAUUGAACAAAUCUGAUGUUAUGUGAACAUUUUAUAUUUUUUAAGUAGUUGAUAUUAAAUUGGUGACUUGUUCCCCUACAAGGAAACAUUAAACUGUAAGAACUCAGCUAGUUGUUUAAUAAAAUAGUGAAUUAGAACCAUUUAAAAAAAGUUUGUGAGAGAAAUAACUUUGUAAAUUACACUUAGAAAAGAAAGAUGAGUGUUAUAAGCAUAAUGUUUUUGAAGUCAGUAUCUGAGCUAUCUAAAAAUAUAUUAUGCAAACUUAUAUGUAAAUAUGUUGACCUCCCAAAGUGCAGGAAGUCCAAGAACUUUUGCGUUUUAACCAUUGUAAACUAACAGCUUAACCUAUUGAUUCUAUACCUCUAAAGAAUCGCUGCUACUUUGUGCAAGAAUUUUUGAAGGUCAAAUGAAUUAAGUGAUUCCAGAUAGUAAAACAAUCCCAGAGUCUUAAGUCUUUUUUUUUCCCCUAAAAUUUUUCCUUUAAUGAAAUUCUCUCUAGUUUACUUGCGUGUGCAUACAUCUGGUCCACAAGGGAAUAUGGAGAAAGAUGGUCUCACACAUACACCUCCCAUAAAGAUGUACAUAUUCAUUAUCUUUCUGACCCUCAAGCUUUCUUUUCUACUAAGCUAAAAAUUCCUUUUUAUCAAAGUGUACACUACUGAUGCUGUUUGUUGUAUUGGGAGCACAUAGCAAUAAAAAUGUUAAGAAAAUAUA
Messenger RNA from Carlito syrichta (Philippine tarsier), 5284 nucleotides. It is a transcript of the gene ADAMTS3, whose product is annotated as ADAM metallopeptidase with thrombospondin type 1 motif 3. Gene Ontology annotation, biological process: extracellular matrix organization; proteolysis. Gene Ontology annotation, cellular component: extracellular matrix. Gene Ontology annotation, molecular function: metalloendopeptidase activity. The coding region runs from base 6 to 3113 and encodes 1035 amino acids. Lineage: Eukaryota; Metazoa; Chordata; Mammalia; Primates; Tarsiidae. The transcript has 19 exons. The record is from RefSeq and is a predicted model, not a curated record.